AGCGACUGUACAGAAUACUUCCUGCUAAUUGUCUGUAUCCAGAUGAACCGAUGCGCUGUGAUCAGAUGAACCGAUCUCUCAAGAGGACAAAACCUCAGAAAACAGAAUACCCCAAGAGAAGUCUGCUUCAUAAAGAGAAAUACACAUCAUUUGGAAGAAUCUCUGAAGUUUAUAAAGGAAAUCAUGAAGAUUUUCAAUGACUCUAUUCAUGGUCACAUUGAGCUGCAUCCUCUUCUGGUGAAGAUCAUAGACACACUUCAGUUUCAGAGACUGCGUAAUAUAAAACAGCUGGGUGCAGGAUACUGGGUUUAUCCAGGGGCUUCACAUAACCGCUUCGAGCACUCCAUUGGGGUGGCGCAUUUAGCAGGAUGUCUGAUCAAUAGUCUACAAGAGAAACAAACAGAGCUCAAUAUAACCAAUCAAGAUAAACUCUGUGUCCAGAUUGCUGGUCUGUGUCAUGACUUAGGUCACGGUCCAUUCUCUCAUUUGUUUGAUGUCAUGUUUAUCCCUGAGGUCCGGGGAACUGGUUACCAGUGGAAGCAUGAGAUGGCUUCAGUUCAGAUAUUUCAGCACUUGAUGGAAACUAAUGGACUUAUAGAGGAGAUGAAACUGUAUGGACUGAAUCCAGAUAAAGAUCUUGUCUUUAUAAAGGAAUUAAUUCAGGGAGUGAAUACCUCCAAUACAGAGUGGACAGCGAGGGGCAGGACUGAGGACAAAACCUUCCUAUAUGAGAUUGUGGCAAAUAAGCGCAACGGCAUUGAUGUGGACAAAUGGGACUAUUUUGCCAGAGACUGUCAUCAUCUCGGUCUUGGCAACAGUUUUGACCAUCAGCGUCUGCUGAAGUUUGCAAGAGUUUGUGAGGUGGAGGUUGGAGACAAGAAAGUCAGACGGCUGUUCAUCUGCUUCAGGGACAAGGAAGCAGAUAAUGUUUAUGACAUGUUUCGAACAAGAUACACGCUUCAUCGUCAGGCCUACCAGCACAAGACAGUCAACAUUAUUGAAAUCAUGAUCAAAGAUGUUCUUGUAAAAGCCGACGAUCACCUUCAGAUCUCAGCAUCUAUAGACAACAUGGAAAACUACACCAAACUCACAGAUCAGAUAUUCGAUCAGAUAUUGUUCUCCUCUGAAGACAACUUGAAAGACGCUCGAAUGAUACUUCAGGAAAUUGUUCGGAGACAUCUGCCAAAGUUUGUAGGAGAGGCCAGACUGAUAAACGCUGAAAACAAAGACAUCUCUGAGAAAACACUGAAGGACAAUUGGAUGAAGGCAGUGGAAAAGUGGAAAAUAAACACAGUGGAUUUCAUUGUUACUGUUGUUCACAUGGAUCACGGCAUGAAGGGGAAAAAUCCCAUUGACAACGUCUAUUUCUACAGAAAGAGGAAUCCAGACAAAGCAUUAAAAAUCAACAACUAUCAGUUGUCCAGUUUUCUGCCAGAGAGGUUUUAUGAAACACUUGUUCGAAUUUACUAUCGAGGCUCAGAUGAAAAGGUUCUUGAUGAGGCUCAGCUGUGCUUUGAGCAAUGGUGCAAACAAAGUUUUGGACUUCUGACUGAGGAGGAGGAACUCUCUGAAAUCAAUACAGACCACAACAAGAUUAAAAUAUGACUGAGAAUCACCUGGGGCCCAUUUCAGUGAGGAAGUUUAACCAACUCUUAGCUCAAACUUGAUCUCUGAGGGGCGGUGUCCCAGGCAGGGUUUAGAUUAAUCAAGGAUUAGGCUUUAGUUAUUUUAGGACGUUUAAGUAGUUUUUACAAACAAAACAUACAAAAAAUUAAAAUCGUAUUAGUUUAUAUUUAAAUCAUUUAAUGAUUAUUAAAUUGUCCUAUAAAUACAAUAAUUAAUUUAAUCACAACAUUAAUUUAUUUACAUUUUUGGUUACUGGGUAUUUUAUGCACAAAACUCUAAAUGAAAAAUAUUUCAGGUCUUUCUUCGCUUAUUUUUUUAUUUAUUAUUUUUUGUUUGUUUGUUAUGAAUUGCACAUAAAUGCCACUUUAAUCUGGUUAGUCUUUUAUCACUUAAACUUUUUAAAAAACUUCAGGUUGACACCCAAACUGUUGUUUUGUCAUUGAGCAAUUAAAUACACUUCAAGAAAUAAACAGACACCAUAUGAGUUAAAGGGGACAUAUUAUGAAAAUCUGACUUUUUCCAUGUUUAAGUGCUAUAAUUGUGUCCCCAGUGCUUCUAUCAACCUAGAAAAUGUUAGAAAGAUCAACCCAAUAACUUAGUAUUGGUAAACCAUUUUCUGCAAGCAUGUGACAAAAUAGGUCAUUGUAAUUUGGCCCUUAUUGUGAUGUCAGAAUAAGGUAAUACCGCCCCCUUUAUCCAACCACAGCACAACCAUUUAGUAUGGAGAGAAAGAGAGAGAUAAAAUAUUUCACAGCACAAUUGAGUUUCGAUUGCAACAAACCACCAUCAUUGUGAUCAGUGGUUGCACUUCAUCCGCUCAUUUGCAUUUUAAAUGACACACCCAAAACGGCACACUUUUGCUCAGACCUAUUUUAGACUUAGUUUACAUCUUAAAAAAAAUCUCAUAAUAUGUCCCCUUUAAGUAAUUUGUAUUAUUAUUAUUUUAGAUAUAAAAUCAGAUGCCAGUGUGUCUUAGCCUGGCUUCGCCCUCCUACAUUCUUCCGCUUAAUUUUCAUUUCGCUUCAGAAUAACGUCUGGGACUGCUCUGUACAGUUUUGUUUUCUCCGGCAAAAAUCUGCAGGUCCAAUCAGCGAACAGCAGGGAGUGGCUAAGAACGCAGAUGUUGAGGUCUUGCGCCAGACUGAGUGACAUACGUCACGACCAAACGUUAGCGAUUGGUUAUGGCAGAUUCAGAGUGACUCUGGGCAGAUCCAAUAGUUUUAAACUUCAACAGAGGACCCUCCUUAACGGAAGUAACGCUUUGCAAUGGAGCGUGGCCAGACUCUCUGUACAAAUGAAAUGAAUGUACGAGAGUCUGGUUGCACCAGGCUAAGUGUGUCUGUCUUUAUCACAACAUUUAUUGUUUGUUUCUUACUUCUGUCACUUGUAUAUGAAGUCUUCAGGAAUAUUUUCUAGGUAUAUUUUCAAUAAACAAUACUGGUGUGCAUUUUGAGGCACACAAUGGUACUGAUAUAUGUUAAAAAUGGCAGUGCUAGGUGUUUUGAAAUUAAAGCAGCUCAAACAUGCAUUUUAGUUUGGGACUAUGAUAAGCCCUGUCUGGGAAACCACCACUGAGUUGACUUACUCUGAGAUAGGAAACUCUGAGUCUUCGAUUACAGAACUGCUGAAAUUAGUUAGUUUAAUUGACUCUAAGUUGACUCUUACGAUUCACCAUGGCAACAGCAUGUGACAAAGAGGUCAAGAUACUUUUCAUUACUAAAACUGAAGGUAACACUGUAUAUUACGACCCACAAAGUACCGUGUAAUUAAACCAAAUUUACAGUGUACCUAUUUGUAACAACAGGGUACCUCUACAGUACAUACUUGUAGGUAUAAGGGAACAGUAUGUUAAGUUUGGGGUAAUAAGGGGUUAAGAAUAUGAAGAAUUUAAAUUAUUUAUACUCUAAGUAUUGUAUAACUACAGGGUACCUAUUUUAAUAUUACUAAGUAUGUAUGACUUAAGUCUCUGGGGAAAUUAUGUAUUCUUUUUAUGAUUUUAUUGUGAAUUUUUCAUAUUGACUACUGAAUGUUGUAUACAGUCGAUGUCUAUGAGCCACAACGGCAAAUAAAUAUAACAGCACAUCACUUUUAUUUUAGUAGCCUAUAUUACUUUUAAAAACAAAAGUCCAGCUGAUUUAAUGUGGUUAUCUUUUUUUUAAAGUAAGUACAAUAAAAAUAGCAACUUAUUCCCUAUUUACCAGGAAACUCUAACAUUUGCGGACAUAUUUGAAGUGGUGCUUUGCAAUUGGAUAUGCUUGACCCUGAAACUCUUUUAUUUCAAAUGACACAAUAAUGACCACAAAGCAGCACGCUAUUUGUUUAUUUUUAAUAGGUGUUCUCAUUGAUAGAAUAAAACUUUGCAACAUGUGUAAACACAAGUAUUUUAGCCAAAUAUAAUUUAUGCAAUGGCAAACAAGAAUGAAACAACAGCAGAUGGGUAUCCACCAGCUCGCGCUGAAGCAAAAGACGACUACAUGGGUACUGCCCAGGCGUAGAGCGCGCACCCGUCUGCAGGAGGUUUGCCUGCUGGAACGCGAUCCUGAGGUGAAAUUUCUUUAAGAGGUUUUAAAAACUUUCUACACUGUGGAGUACGGCUGCGAGUGAUGUGAGCAGGAUCCGCAUGCUGGAUAAGGUGACUGGUUUUGUUAAUACAUGACUAAUGCAUUUCAAACAA
Misgurnus anguillicaudatus (oriental weatherfish) is the source of this 4300-nucleotide messenger RNA. NCBI's taxonomy places the organism in Eukaryota, Metazoa, Chordata, Actinopteri, Cypriniformes, Cobitidae. The record is from RefSeq and is a predicted model, not a curated record.